AUGGCGCCGACAGUGCCAUCUCGUCGACCACCCGGUAGACUUGCCAGUUUGAAAGGCGGACCGCCAAAGAGACGUGGGCCGCCGAAGAAGCCCGCUGCAGCAGCCAAGAAUGAAUGUCCAAAUUGUAAAAGCACCGAGCUCGAAGAGACCGACGGCCUGAUUGUGUGCAAGCAAUGUUAUCAACAGGUGGGCGAAUCCAACAUCGUUGCAGAAGUCACCUUCGAGGAAAAUGCUGGCGGGCGCGCAACUGUUCAGGGUGGCACCGUCAACGACAACUCUCGCCACGCAAGGACUCUGAACUCGGCUACCUUUCGCAAGAUUGGUGGUGGCGAGCGUAAUAGUAUGGCAGAUGCUCAACAGGCAGGAAAGAAGGCCUUGGAAGCGAUUUGUCCCAAGCUGGGUGUGGAGUCCAACGUGAAGACUCAAGCCGAGUCUAUUUGGAUCAUGGCCGCGGGCAUCAACUUCUCCGCUGGUCGCAGGACAGAUGAAGUCGUUGCAGCAUGUCUAUACGCCGCUUGCCGCCGACAGAAAGAGAACAAUGUUCUACUGAUGGACAUUGCCGAGUACCUGAAGAUCAACGUCUUCAGGCUGGGUGAAGUGUACAAGGACCUGUGCAAGGAGCUAUACCUCAACAACGAGAGCGUCGGUAACCAGAACCUCGUCGAGCUGGAGCCGCUCAUCUUCAAGUACUGCCAGAAGCUGCAGUUUGGAGACAAGACCAAGGAUGUCAGCCAAGAUGCUCUGCGCAUCAUCAAGCGUAUGAACCGUGACUGGAUUGUGUCUGGUAGACACCCGGCUGGACUGUGCGGAGCUUGCAUCAUCCUCGCUGCUCGCAUGAACAACUUUCAACGCAGCGUUCGAGAAGUCGUGUAUGUCUCAAAGGUUGCCGACAUCACCAUCGCGAAGCGAGUCGAAGAGUUUCGACGGACGAAGAGUGCUGGCCUCAACGUCACCGAUUUUCGCAAUGUUGCCUUGAAGAUCAAGCACCAGCACGAUCCACCUUCCGUGUACCUCGAUGAACGCAAGGACAAGAUCAUGGCCCGGAGACGAGCCAAACGAGAGGAGCACGUUCGCAUGAGUGUCGCUCGACGAUCUGAAGGCCGCGAGUCUCAGCCUAUCGAUAUACAAGAUGGCGCGACCGAUGCCUCGUCUCGCCUAUCAUCGCUCGUCCCUGGAACACCAGCGCCCGAUGCGCCUCCUUCAGCUCAACAACAGGCUCCGGUCGCACAAAUGGUAGCACCCCAGAUGACACCGCCAGCUACACAAGAAACUCAAGCUCAAAGUACAACAGCGGAAUGGAGUCUAGGCCCGCCCAUCCCGCAGUUGACACCUCCCGCGACACAAGAAUCGAACAAGAGAAAGUCUCCCGAGCAUGACGAUACACCUAAUGACCAGAACAAGCGACAGCGCACCGGUUCAGAGCAGCAGACAGCACCGGGCUUACCACCUGGUGAAGUACAGCCGCCGUUGCGCAUCGAUGCCGAUGGCUAUGCAAUCCCUGCGUUGCCUGUCCCCGUGGACGCCCCAGCUGUCGUCGUAGUAGUAGAAGAAGAAGAGCCAGCGCCGCCGCCGAAACGUGGUCGAGGUCGGCCCAAAAAGGUUGAGCCCCCGCCAAUUGAUAUCUCUCGCGAGGAACUGGACGCCGAAGACUACCUCGAACUGCAGAUUGAGCAGGCAUUGAAGAACGGCGAGGUCCAGGAGUCCAUGAGCGAGGUCGAGAAGGUGCGAGAGGAUGAGGAAAGAGAGAAGCGGAUAGCCGAAGAAGCCGAACGAGCUCGAUUGCUGGCUGAGAAACAGCAGAAGAUUGACACCGACAAGAUCAAAGCGCGCAGAGAAGCACGCGGUCAGAAUUGGUGGGGAGAAGCUCCUGAGUGGAGUCCCGGUGAGAUCCUUACUGCGGAAGAGCUUGAGAAGGAGUUCGCAAACGACCCCGAGGUCGGCAACUGCUUGCUCGAUGCAGACGAGGUCAGAAUCAAGGAGCAAAUCUGGGUGGCGCACAACGAGGACUGGCUGCGGAAACAAGCUGAGAGAGACUUGCUUGCCAAAACCCAAAAGGCCAACGGUGGCAAUAAACCUGGCAGAAAGAGCAAGAAAGGCGACAAGAUCAAGAAGAAGCGUAGCAAGAUGGGCGACGGUUCGGUCUUGACGGAGAGCAACACACCCAUUGAGACCCCAGCCGAUGCUGCUCGAGCUAUGUUGGAGAAGCGUGCCCCACAGAAGUCUGCCCACGUCGACUUCAGCGCGCUGCAACGUAUCUAUGGUAGAGAGACGCCUUCGAGAGCCAGCAGCUCAAGCCCAGACGACAGUGGCACACCAAGCAGAGAGCAAAGCCGAAAUGGUAGCGAAUCUCCAGGGCCUUCAGAACCUGAUGAUCGUGGCGCUCCAGCUCGUCGCCGCCGCAGCAGUGCAAGUGCCCAAGCUGGUGAUCAACAAGAGCCGGCUGCAGAGAAUGAUCCGUGGGCUGUCUUUGGCGAAGAUCCGCCGAGAGAAGACGAGGAAGAAGAGGCAGCCGACUUCAACAAGGCCACCGACGAGUUUGGUGCCCUUCAAUUCGACAAUGGGAGUGACGACGGGAGUCCACAGCCUUAUGAUUAUAACGAAGAUGACUACGGCGACCAGGAGGAGGUAUAG
Messenger RNA from Fulvia fulva, 2631 nucleotides. RefSeq names its product Transcription factor IIIB subunit. The coding region runs from base 1 to 2631 and encodes 876 amino acids. The record is from RefSeq and is a predicted model, not a curated record. Gene Ontology annotation, biological process: transcription by RNA polymerase III; DNA-templated transcription initiation; transcription preinitiation complex assembly. Gene Ontology annotation, cellular component: transcription preinitiation complex; nucleus; transcription factor TFIIIB complex. NCBI's taxonomy places the organism in Eukaryota, Fungi, Ascomycota, Dothideomycetes, Mycosphaerellales, Mycosphaerellaceae. The transcript has a single exon. Gene Ontology annotation, molecular function: RNA polymerase III type 3 promoter sequence-specific DNA binding; TBP-class protein binding; RNA polymerase III general transcription initiation factor activity.